CUUGGGGUUGCAGUCGGCUCGAGCGGCGGGAAGUUCGUACUGGGCGGAAGGUGGAGUCUGCGUCCUCGCCAGGAUGCCGCGCGUGAAAGCAGCAGCAGCAGCUAGGAAAGCAGGCCCAACCAAGAGACGGCUGGCAGAGCGGUUCCCCGCAGGCGAGGUGGUCACCGACAUGGCCAAGAAGCAGUGGAAGCUGGGGCUGCCUGUCGGCCAGGGCGGCUUUGGCUGCAUCUAUCUCGCUGAUAAGAAUUCUUCAAAGUCUGUCAGCACGGAUGCCCCCUGUGUUGUGAAAGUGGAACCCAGCGACAACGGGCCUCUCUUCACUGAAUUGAAGUUCUACCAGCGAGCCGCCAAACCUGAGCAAAUUCAGAAAUGGAUCUGCGCCCGGAAACUGCAGUACCUUGGCGUCCCUAAGUAUUGGGGCUCUGGCCUCCAUGAUAAAAAUGGACAAAGUUACAGGUUCAUGGUCAUGGAUCGCUUAGGGAGUGACCUUCAGAAGAUCUACGAGGCCAGUGCCAAGAGGUUUUCUCGGAAAACUGUCCUGCAACUGAGCUUGAAAAUUCUGGACGUCCUGGAGUACAUCCACGAGCACGAGUAUGCCCACGGGGACAUCAAGGCCGCCAACCUCCUCCUGAGCUGCACGCAUCCCGACCAGGUGUAUCUGGUGGAUUACGGCCUUGCCUAUCGCUACUGCCCAGAAGGGAUUCAUAAAGAAUACAAGGAGGACCCCAAGAGGCGCCACGAUGGCACCAUGGAGUUCACCAGCAUCGACGCCCACAACGGCGUGGCUCCGUCAAGACGAGGGGACUUGGAGAUCCUCGGUUACUGCAUGAUCCAGUGGCUCAGUGGCCAUCUCCCGUGGGAGGAUAAUUUGAAAGAUGCUAACUAUGUCAGAGACUCCAAAAUUAGAUACAGAGAAAACAUCGCAAGUUUAAUGGACACAUGUUUUCCUGAGAAAAACAAGCCAGAUGAGAUUGCCAAGUACCUGGAGACGGUGAAGGUCCUGGGCUAUGCCGAGAAGCCCUCCUACCAGAGCUUCCGCGACAUCCUCCUGCAGGGCCUGUGCGCCAUGGGCAGCAAAGACGACGGCCGGCUCGGCCUCAGCCUCGUGGAGAACGGGGCCUUGAAGGCGAAGGCCAGAACCAAGCGGAAAAGAGAAGUGCCGGGAAUCACGGGCGGCAGUCUUGACGACACGACCUGCUCCAGCACCAAGACGGACGAGACUCCCCAAGGCCGUUGUUUGCGGACCAGAAAGAGGGUCCGGAAGUAAGCUCGAAACUGCUCCUCCCCUCCCAGGCCCCUCCCUCCGCUGGACUGCCCUUUGUGCUGUUUAAGUGUCUCCUUUUCCUGUGAGUCUUAUGAGGGGGCGGGGUGGGGUGUGACAAUUAAAUAGGUCUUUGAAAAGCAUCUGUAAACUUUUUUUUUAUUAAAAUAAAUACUCUGCCAGUUU
Molecule: messenger RNA, 1447 nt
Organism: Echinops telfairi (small Madagascar hedgehog)
Lineage: Eukaryota; Metazoa; Chordata; Mammalia; Afrosoricida; Tenrecidae
Gene: VRK1
Product: VRK serine/threonine kinase 1
Exons: 13
Coding region: 74-1267 (397 amino acids)
Biological process (GO): peptidyl-serine phosphorylation; signal transduction
Cellular component (GO): nucleus; cytoplasm
Molecular function (GO): ATP binding; protein serine/threonine kinase activity
Source: RefSeq, a predicted model, not a curated record